Molecule: messenger RNA, 1358 nt
Organism: Solea senegalensis (Senegalese sole)
Lineage: Eukaryota; Metazoa; Chordata; Actinopteri; Pleuronectiformes; Soleidae
Product: carbohydrate sulfotransferase 6-like
Exons: 2
Coding region: 179-1312 (377 amino acids)
Biological process (GO): N-acetylglucosamine metabolic process; sulfur compound metabolic process; carbohydrate metabolic process
Cellular component (GO): Golgi membrane
Molecular function (GO): N-acetylglucosamine 6-O-sulfotransferase activity
Source: RefSeq, a predicted model, not a curated record
UUGUUGAGCGGCUGAACGAGGAGUACCUCGCUCUGAAGUUUCACAUCAUUUUUUCCAACACAACCUCCAUCAGACUCAUCACCAAAGACGAGCUACUACUCAGACGUAAAGCAUCGCUCUACAGAAGUCGUGAAAGGGAAGUUCAAGCUUCAAAUACCGUCAGUGAACGGCAGCCACGAUGUUUCACUCCAAAGUCAGUUUUAGUACCAUAAUCUUCGUGGUGGUCCUGCAGGCUGUCGUCAUGGUGUUGUUCUGCAGUUGGUACCUCCAGCUCUCUCCCUGUGGCUCCACCCCCUCGGACAAGAAGGUUCACGUUCUGCUGCUGUCGUCGUGGAGAUCAGGUUCAUCGUUCAUGGGUCAGGUGUUCAGCCAGCACCCGUCUGUCUUCUACCUUAUGGAGCCUGGUUUUCACGUCUGGACCAAACAUCCCAAAUCUGGGGUGCGCUCACUGCGAAUGGCGUUGAGGGAUUUGUUCCGUAGCUUAUUUCAGUGUGACUUCUCUGUCAUGGACUCGUACAUGCCAGAGCAUCCUCAACUUGCCUCCUUGUUCGGGUGGAUUAUGAGUCGAGCGCUGUGCUCCCCACCGGCCUGUUCCCUCACACCACGCAACCAGAUCAGCAACCAGACUCUGUGUGCAAAGAAGUGCAACGUCCAAGGCUUGCAGGGGGCAGAGCAAGCAUGCCUGACCUACAGUCACGUGGUGUUAAAAACUGUACGAUUCUUUGAGCUGGAAUCCCUCUACCCUCUUUUUCAGGACCCAAACCUGGAUCUGCGCAUCAUCCAUCUGAUCCGAGACCCACGGGCUGUAUACCGGUCUAGAGAGGAGUCUGGCUGGAUUUUGGCUCACGAUAGUGCUGUCCUUUUGGAGCACAGACAAGUACCAGCAGGUGAGGUGGAGUACGAAGCCAUUCAGGAGAUCUGUCGCAGCCAUGUUCGCAUCAAUAAGAGGGCCACGGUAAACGCCCCUCCAUUUCUGGAAGACCGCUACAGAAUGGUUCGCUACGAGGACAUGGCACAAGACCCACUCAAGGAAAUCGCCUCUUUAUAUUUUUUCCUGGGUCUGGAGAUGACCACAGAGCUGAAGGAAUGGAUCUACAAAAUGACCAAUGGAAACGGCAAGGGCUCCAAACAGGAAGCUUUCGAAAUCACUUCCCGGAGUGCUGUUGAGGUCUCCAGGGCGUGGCGCACCAUGCUGCCACACAGCAAGGUCAAACGUGUCCAGGAAGUGUGUAAAGAAGCCAUGUUGCUGUUGGGGUACAGGAUGGUUGAUAGCGAGGAAGAACAAGAGAAGCUGGACAUAGAUCUAUUCUAGGAAUUAUUAUUCGGGUUCGAGCAACUUGGUUGCAAGAACCCUAUUG